Molecule: messenger RNA, 1036 nt
Organism: Erinaceus europaeus (western European hedgehog)
Lineage: Eukaryota; Metazoa; Chordata; Mammalia; Eulipotyphla; Erinaceidae
Exons: 6
Coding region: 132-866 (244 amino acids)
Source: RefSeq, a predicted model, not a curated record
GAUUGGCAUCAGAAAUCUCUGUAGUUACACCAGUGCUUGAGAAGCGUGCUACACUAACCCUUGAUGAACUUCAAACGGAGAUAGGCUACACUCCGAGGAGGCUCAGGACAGUAUGGCUUGAUACAAAGUACAUGGUAAAAGAAGAAAGAGUGCACUCAAGUAGUAGAAUGGCAGUUCCACAAAGCAAAACAGAUGUUUCUGGUUUCAACAAUGGAUUAGGUGACCGCAUGCAGAAGAGAAGAGCUGCAAAUUGUGAAAGUUACCAAUCUGUAAUGAAGGAGACAAAAGAAAAAGGAGAGAGGAGAUUGGCAUCAGAAAUCUCUGUAGUUACACCAGUGCUUGAGAAGCGUGCUACACUAACCCUUGAUGAACUUCAAACGGAGAUAGGCUACACUCCGAGGAGGCUCCGGACAGUAUGGCUUGAUACAAAGUACAUGGAUACUGGAAGUCCUGCAACUCAAAGCAAUAUACUGGAUACAAACCAAAAGCUACAGGAUGAAAUUGCUACCCUAAAGAGAGACAUGGAAACAAUGAAACACGAGAAUUUAAUGCUGAAACAAGACAUGGAAACUAUGCAAAACGAGAAUUUAAUGCUGAAACGGGACAUGGAAACAGUGCGACAUGAGAAUUUAAUGCUGAAAGAAGAUGUGGAAAGAAUGCAAUACAAGAAUUUAAUGCUGAAACAAAUCAUGGACAGACGGGAAAGGAGAGACAAAAAAGGAGUGAGUGCUAUAAUACCACAGACGGAACGUCAAAAAACAUCAUUAAAAGAAUUGAGAGAAGAGUUGUUAAAUGUAAGUCAAGGGAGUCGGGCGGUAGCACAGCGGUUUAAGCGCAGGUUGCGCAAAGCACAAGGACCGGCAUAAGGAUCCCGGUUCGAACCCCGGGCCCCACCUGCAGGGGAGUCGCUUCACAGGCGGUGAAGCAGGUCUGCAGGUGUCUAUCUUUCUCUCCUCCUCUCUCCAUUUCUCUCUGUCCUAUCCAACAACAACAACAAUAAUAACUACAACAAUAAAACAACAAGGGCAACAAAAGG